This is a messenger RNA of Serpula lacrymans var. lacrymans S7.9, 237 nucleotides long. RefSeq lists its product as uncharacterized. The coding region runs from base 1 to 237 and encodes 78 amino acids. The transcript has 2 exons. The record is from RefSeq and is a predicted model, not a curated record. Lineage: Eukaryota; Fungi; Basidiomycota; Agaricomycetes; Boletales; Serpulaceae.
AUGCCGAAAUGCGGAAAGUACCGGAUGGAAAAGCAAAGUGCAGGAAUAUCUACCAUCUAUCCCAGUGACUCUGUGUCGCAUGCUGCCAACCCACCCCCAGCACGUUCAGUAGUAUCUACAACUGAAGCCCAGCCCCCCCAGCCCCGCUCUGAUCAAUACCCAUUUGAGAUUCUAUGGGAAUUUGAUGACUGCAAAAAGGACGAGGACGCUGGACUAACAGCUCAGAACCCCGCUUGA